Messenger RNA from Siniperca chuatsi (mandarin fish), 5097 nucleotides. RefSeq names its product tonsoku-like, DNA repair protein (gene tonsl). Lineage: Eukaryota; Metazoa; Chordata; Actinopteri; Centrarchiformes; Sinipercidae. The record is from RefSeq and is a predicted model, not a curated record. Gene Ontology annotation, molecular function: protein binding.
AUCAGGGUUAAGGGUAAGGUUGGAUACACGAACUUUUAAUCCCAGUGAUCGAGGCGUGAUUUGUGCCUGAGAGGUUAAUAUCAGGGUGAAAUAGGACCACUGACAUACAGGGAAGUCAUUGGCUGACGCAGUAGUGGCGGGGCAUUGUAAAGUUAACUGUGGACUGAUAGCUAAAGCAAAAAUAUGUUUACUGAAAUGUUUACUUUGUAGCGCUAUUUGAUGAGACAUCGAACACGAUCGGAUACUCAAAUGACAACGAGAGCAUUAAUGGUCUAGCAAAGACGUAUAUCUGUGAAAAUGAAGUGAAAAGGGUGGUUUGUUUUGUUCAUUUAUGGUUUGGCAGCUGGCUUUUGUUCAGCUAGCGCUAAGCUAAAGUGAAGUGCGCUGCGUUGUCAUUUACUACCUGCUUUAAGUUAGCUAGCUGUUAGCUAUCAGUGCUCAGAGCUGAGUCAAGAUGAGCUCUUCACGGGAGAUAAAACAGCUGCAGAAAGCCAAGAGCAAAGCGCAGAACAGCAGGAACUUAAGAGAGGAAGCCAGCAUCUGCAAUCAGCUGGGAGAGCUGCUGUCCAGAAAUGGUGAUUAUGAGGCUGCCAUCAGGGAGCACCAGCAGGAGUUGGCUCUCUCUGAGGUGCUAAACGAUGUGAUUGGACGAGCUGUGGCCAAUCGUAAGAUAGGAGAGUGCUAUGCAGAAAUGGGAAACAUUGAGGCUGCUUUGAAACACCAGUGGUGUCACCUGGACCUGGCUCGCUCUGUCAGAGAUCAUGCUGAGGAGCAAAGGGCACUGGCCACUAUUGGGCGAACCUACCUCUUCCGUUAUGAAUCAGACCAAUCAAGGAACAGUUUAGAGCAAGCAGAGGAUGCCUUCAGGAAGAGCCUGGCCAUUGUGGAUGACCUUCUAGAAGGGACUGUGUCAGGGCGAGAGAUUAGUGAGAUGAAGGCACGUCUCUUCCUCAAUCUUGGUCUGGUCUGUGAUCAUCUGGGGGAGCCCAAACGUUGCAGCGAGUUUAUCCGACGUAGUGUCUUUAUUGCAGAGAAGAGUCAGCUGCUGGAGGAUCUCUAUCGUGCAAACUUUAACCUAGGCAACAUCUACUUCCGUAACGGUCAGAAGUCUAAUGCUGUGCGCUGCCUUGAACAGGCCAAAGAGUGUGCAAGGAAGAUCAAAGACAAGUUCAGUGAGAGCGAGUGCUUUCACUGCAUUGGCAAAGUGCAGCUAUCUCUGGGUGAUUUCGUAGCGGCUAGACGAUCUCUGAAGAAAGCUCUCUGGCUGGGUUCCCAGCAGCCACUGGACAGACAGGCAGUGAAGAAAGCUUUCAAAUAUGCGGACCAGGGCUGUAAAUUAGAGGAAGAGUUGGGGGAGGAUCAGAGCAAAAGACUUUGCUCCCAUCAGGCUGUGGGGCUGGCAGAGCAGCUGGGCGACCUUUAUUGUAAGGUUGGCUGUUACAGCAAAGCUCUGGAUGCAUAUCAAGCUCAGCUAAAGGGCGCUGAGGCAUUGGGAAAGCCUGCCAGGGAGUUGGCUGUCAUCCACGUGUCCCUGGCUGCGACCUACACAGACCUGAGACAGCACAGCAAGGCAGUGGAGCACUAUAGACAGGAGCUGGCUUUACGACAGGGCAGCUCUACUGAGGAGUGUAGCACUUGGCUGAACAUCGCAACAGCUCAGGAGGAGAGCAGCUGUGCCUUUGAGGAUAUAGACAGCAGCUUCAAUACGGCCUCACACUGCGCUCAGAAGUCUGGGCAGGCCAGACUACAGAAACGCGUGUUGAGGCUCUGGCUGGCAUCCCAGAGACGGCGUGGCUCAUCGAAGGCCGAUGACACUGAGGCGAGGCUGCAGGAGCUGUGUGCUGCUGAGGGCUGGAGUCCAGAUGGGAGCGAUGGCGAGGAGGAUGAAGAGGAGGAGAUGGACAACAGUGAACCUCUGGAUGACAGUGAUGUUGUUCUCUCACACUCAGAUGAUGAUUUGGAGGGUUAUGACAAGAUGGUACCGGGAAGGAGGAAGGCAGGAAGGUGGAACAAGAGGAAUGAGAAGGGCGAGACGUCUCUGCACAGAGCGUGUAUAGAUGGAAACCUGAAGCAAGUUCAGUAUCUGGUAGAACAGGGUCACCCAGUGAACCCAAGAGACUAUUGUGGCUGGACUCCCCUUCAUGAGGCAUGCAACCACGGUCACUAUGACAUUGUUGCCGUGCUGCUGGAGCGUGGUGCUAACAUCAAUGAUCCUGGUGGUCCCUUAUGUGAGGGAGUGACACCACUCCAUGAUGCCCUCGCGUGUGGCAGUUUAAAAGUCGCAAGACUCUUGGUGGAACGAGGGGCUUCUGUCACCCAACGCAACUCCAAGGGUGACACCGCCAUGGACACCCUGCAUCAAUGGCAGAGGACGUAUAGCAGAGAGUUGGACCAGGACACCAAGCAGGAGUGCAUCGCUACAGAGAGACUGCUGAGGAAGGCGCUCGCAGGGGGAGUGCCCGCUGCUCCGGCCCCAGCCAAGCCUUUCGAUGCCCUGCAGGACAGCCAGCUGUUUGAUGCUGAGAACUCAGAGCCCUCGUCCUCUGGAGGGGGCUGUUCAGUUAGCCAAGACUGGCCCCAGACCAACAGGAACUCAGAGGUGAAGGCAGUACCUGCCAGCCCCAAACAGUGGCAGAGCAAUGGCUCCUCACAGCGUCACAGAGCCAGGGGAACAGAGGCUGCUGUCCUGUAUGGGAAUAACAGCAGCUCCUCUGAAGACAGCGACUCUGACUGCCCGCUCAGUCCUCUCCGUCCCGUCCGCCCUAGAUUCAGUUUCCCAGCAGCCCCGAGUCAAAAGGAAGUUCCCCCAAACAAGGAAGCAAACACGAUCCCCAACUUGGGUCGAGAAAGUGUCAGGGAUGCUUCUGCGCCGUCUGUCUUUGCCCGAGAGGAGUACCACAGUGCCAUUCGAGGCUUAGGCAGCGCCAAAACUCGUCUCCACAAUCUGUCUCAGCCUCAGUUCUCCAGCACACCUGCUGUUUCAUCCAGCAACAAAUCAGCCCUGGUUCCUGAGGAGGAGUAUCUGGCUGAUGACUGGUUGGAGGAUGAUUUGGAGGAAAUGCAGCCGAAGAAGAAGAGGAGGCUUCGUGUGGAGCUGAAUGGGAUGAGGGGGGAGGACACUACCUUGUCUUCAACAGCAAGAGGUUCUGCAGUUCCUUCCUCCUCCAGCAGGAGUCUCUCUCUGAAAAAGAAUGGCUCUUUGAAGCCUCAGCAGGUCAAAAUGACUCAGAUGCCAGGGAUGGUCAGGUUGGGCAGACGAGAGGUCAACAAGUCACAUAGCCCCACUGCUACAGAUGAUGACGACAUGAGAGCGGAGACGCCUCCACCCCCACAAAUACACAUGCAGCCUCCAGCUCAAAUUUUGGCUCCCAUGACCACAUCACUGCCUCCACCAAUCAGAAUGAGGGUCAGAGUUCAGGAAGAUGUUUUCCUCAUCCCAGUUCCGCAAAGUGAGGCAGACUCCUGCACUGUGUUGUGGCUGUGUGAGCAGGCCGCUCAGCGUUACUACCAGAAAUGUGGCCUACUGCCUCGCCUCUCGCUGCAGAAGGAAGGCGCUUUGCUCUCCCCUCAGGACCAGCUGCUGGCUGUUCUACACACAAAUGAAGAGGUUCUGGCUGAAGUUUGCUCCUGGGAUCUCCCUCCCCUCCCUGAGCGCUACAAGAAGGCCUGUCACAGCCUGGCAGUGGAUGAGAACAAGCGUGUCACCCGGCUGUGUGAGGUGCAGGAUGGGAGCUCCUCGGUGUCGGUGUGUGGCCUCAGCUUGGCCCCCUCUUCCCUCAACCCGCUCCUUCGUGCCCUAAAACUGCAGGCCAGCCUCACCGAGCUGCGUAUUUCUGGCAACCGUCUCAGUGAUAAUCUUCUCCCUGAGCUGAUUGCCACAACAAUCACCAUGCCUCGGCUUCUGCUGCUGGACAUUUCUGCCAGUCACAUUACAGGGGAAGGGCUGGAGAAGGCUGUAAAUGCUUUAAAGGGACAGAGCCAUCCCGCCUUUCCGUGCCUGGAGGAGCUCGACCUCAGUAUGAACCCGCUGGGCGACGGCGUGUCAGAGUCCCUGUCCUGUCUGCUGUCCUGCUGCCCUCUGUUAGCCAAGCUGUCCCUGCAGGCCUGUGGCCUCACUGCUCGCUUCCUACAGCAGCAUCGGCUGCUGCUAGCCAGCGCUCUGACAGGCACAGGCCACCUGAAAUCAGUGUGUCUAUCCCACAAUGCAUUGGGCUCCACCGGCUUUGAGCUGGUGUUGAAGACUCUGCCUCUCCACUGUCUCACACACUUGGACCUGUCUGCUGUCCGCAGGGGUCCUGCUGACUACCCGCCGCUGGAACACCUAACCAACAUCCUGUCACAGGACGAGUGUUCACUGACCUAUCUGAGUCUAGCAGCUAACGGGUUGACCGACAGCAGUGUUGCCACAUUGGCCAGGUGCUUGCCUUCGUGUCCCACUCUGGUGAGUCUGAACCUAUCAGGAAACCCGUCUGUUACCUCAGCAGGACUUCACAACAUCCUGAUCUCUCUCAGGGAGGCUUGUCGACCUUUGACCCUUCUAAACCUACAAGGUUGUCAGGUGUCUGGCCCCUGGGACUGUGCAGGUCUGGAUGGUUUGUCAGAGCUGGUCAAGGAUCUCCGUCUCUGUUCUCAGGGACUCAAUAAGCUGGACCGGCAAGCCUUAAAGCAGGGCUGGGACAACAGUCGGUCACAUGGACACUUCAUUGACCGAAAAAGCAAGUGCCUGCUCUCUGCUGCAGCCUCCUCAUGAAGAGGGAAAAAUUAAACAUGCUUCAGAGAUGAUGGCACAACUUUAUCACUGACAGAAUUUUGAGCCAUGUGAAAUCAGUAGGUGCUAUUCUUUUAAGGUUUUGUUCAGUUAGCAGUGCUAACUUAAAUCUUCAAAAGGAGCAAACUGCACAAAAAAGAUAACCAGUGACAUGGCAUUCACAGACAUUCUGUGUAAAUAGCUUAUAUGUUUCAUGUAUUAUGUACGCCUUAUUCAUGUGUAUUUGUGAAAGUCUUAAGUGCAUAAAGACAGUUUAUGUUAGUGUGUUUGUGUCAUGAUGUAAUGUUGUCCUCAACCCACUGAAUUAUUAAAAAAAACAAUUAAAGUAA